CAUCGCGUCGCAUGUCUUCAGCAUCAUUUCGUCAACCACAGCUUCCCAGCUUGAACGCAAGGAGGAAGGGCAUACAGAGGGGAUAUAGGGUAUGUGAAUCUCACCCAGAUGGUCAGCACACACAGCAGCAAUACCCAAGUGACGACUCCGAACACCUGUGACAUCUUAUUUGAUAUUUUCCGCCUUCAAUAGAGGAUCCAUCUCAACCUCAUCUCACACCAACCACGCGAAAAUCAAACCAAACCAUGGCCCUCCGACCAACCCUCACCAAACACCUCUCGACCUCGCUAUCCCUCUCCACCUCUCUCUCCCUCCGCUCCCACUCCACCUCCGUCUCCGCAAAUGAACUCUCCCAUUUCUCCGCCCUCGCCAGCAGCUGGUGGGAUCCCAUGGGUUCCUCGCGCGUCCUACACCUCAUGAACCCUCUCCGCCACGACUUCAUCGCGUCCUGCCUAUCCGAGGGUCUGCCCGCUCCGUCUCCCUCGUCCUCCGCGUCUUCCCCGAACUCCCUCCGCUAUCUAGACGUCGGCUGCGGAGGCGGCAUCUUCGCUGAAUCGCUGGCCCGCACGAUCCCUUCCUCCUCCUCCUCCUCUCAGACCCAAACCCAGACCCAACCCUCGUCAACCGACCAACACCAACCCACCCCCACCCGCGCCGCCAGCAUCACCGCCAUCGACCCGACCUCCACCCUCAUCCAGAUCGCGCGCGACCACGCCCGCUCAGACCCCAAGGUCGCCGCGCACCUGUCCUCCGGCAAAUUCCAAUACCGGAAUUGCACGCUGGAGGAUGUGGUGCGCGCGCAUACCCAGGCCCAGUCUCAAGAGUCAGACGCGCAGACGCAGACGCAAUUCGACAUCGUCACGCUCUUCGAAGUGCUCGAGCACAUCGACACCAACGCGACGUCGUCCCCGCUGCGCUUCCUCACCGACUGUCUGCGUCUCGUCCGCCCCGGCGGCUGGCUCAUCGGGUCGACCAUCUCGCGCAGUCUGCCGUCGUUCCUGGUCAACCAGGUGAUUGCGGAGGCGCCGUGGCCGAUUGGCGUCGUGCCGAGGGGGACGCACGAUUGGGCGAAGUUUGUGAAUCCGGGCGAGUUGAAGGGGUGGUUGGGGGAGGGGUUGGUGAUGCAGGCUAAAGGUCAGGGUCAGGGUCAGUCUGGGGGUGAGGGGAAGGUGACGCAGAUGCAGUGGAAGUGUGAUGGGGUGAUGUAUUUUCCUGGGUUGGGGUGGAGGAUUGUUUCGGGGUCUGAGGAUUGGGGGAAUUAUUUCUGGGCUGUGAGGAAGGGGUUGUAGAUCGUCUGUUUCUUCUAUCACUUUGUUGGAUUGAUUGAUGGUGGUUGAUUGUGGGAUGGGUGGAUGUAUUUGUACCUGUGGAAAAGAGGUUGAUGUAUGUAUAUAUGAUUGUAGAAUAGUAUAGACUAGUGAUAAAACUUAAAUAAAAACCGAGUUAUGUAUUAA
Aspergillus steynii IBT 23096 is the source of this 1454-nucleotide messenger RNA. Its product is annotated as 3-demethylubiquinone-9 3-methyltransferase. Lineage: Eukaryota; Fungi; Ascomycota; Eurotiomycetes; Eurotiales; Aspergillaceae. The transcript has a single exon. The coding region runs from base 246 to 1289 and encodes 347 amino acids. Gene Ontology annotation, biological process: ubiquinone biosynthetic process. Gene Ontology annotation, molecular function: 2-methoxy-6-polyprenyl-1,4-benzoquinol methyltransferase activity. The record is from RefSeq and is a predicted model, not a curated record.